CUUUGUAUCCCAUGUCAACGGUCACCACAAGUAGACAGAAUUCUUCUGUUUGGCCGGAGAGAUUGUGUGUCCGAGUCGGAGACUGGAAGGCAUUGAAAAUAUCCCCGUAAAGUCAACUAUUUAAACCAUCAGUGACGAGGAGCAUGCGGCUCUACAAUCUUCUGAGCAUUCAAUAACGCCAGCACCAUCCAAGCACAUGUCUCGACAGUAAUCAUCCAACAUGAGUCCUACCACAGUCUUGGUCACCGGCGCCGGUCGUGGCAUUGGGUCUGGGUUCAUCGCCACUCUCUUGCUUAGACCAUCGUCAACUGUGAUAGCCGCAGUCCGAGACCCUUCAAAUUCAUCGGCUAGAGCUCUUCAAGACCUACCCAAGGGCGAAGGCUCCAAGCUCAUCAUCGUCAAAAUCGACUCUUCCAUCGAAACCGACCCCGCGGAAGCUGUCUCUGCUCUGAGGCGGGAUCACGAUAUCAACGCUUUGGACGUUGUUAUCGCGAAUGCCGGGAUUGCUCACUCGAGUGGCCCCGUCAUAAAGACCUCCACUGCUGCAAUCAAGGAUCACUUUGCUGUCAACACAAUUGGACCUCUCCUGUUGUUCCAGGCAACCGCACCCCUACUCAAAGCUAGCAAUAGUGGUCGUCCGGUCUUUGUUGCCGUUACCUCGAUGAUUGGGACCAUCUCCGGCAUGGAGUCCCUUGAAGAUCUGCCACCGGCUUUGAGCCCUUACGGGUCUAGUAAAGCUGCGUUAAACUGGUUCAUUCGGAGAUUGCAUUUUGAAGAGACGUGGCUCACGAGCUUCGUCGUUCAUCCCGGCACUGUGGCUACCGACAUGGUCCACUCCGUGAUUGAGGGGACAGAUUUGAAGCUUGAGGACCUUGGAGCGAUCACAGUGGAAGAGAGCGUUUCCAGGAUUGUCGGCAGGAUUGAUACUGCGUCAAGAGAUAUCAGCGGGACAUUCCAGAAUUAUGAUGGAACUCAUUUGCCCUGGUAA
Molecule: messenger RNA, 988 nt
Organism: Colletotrichum godetiae
Lineage: Eukaryota; Fungi; Ascomycota; Sordariomycetes; Glomerellales; Glomerellaceae
Product: short-chain dehydrogenase
Exons: 1
Coding region: 221-988 (255 amino acids)
Cellular component (GO): cytoplasm
Molecular function (GO): alcohol dehydrogenase (NAD+) activity
Source: RefSeq, a predicted model, not a curated record